Messenger RNA from Bactrocera tryoni, 530 nucleotides. RefSeq lists its product as uncharacterized. Bases 32 to 403 code for a protein of 123 amino acids. Lineage: Eukaryota; Metazoa; Arthropoda; Insecta; Diptera; Tephritidae. The record is from RefSeq and is a predicted model, not a curated record. The transcript has 3 exons.
UGGUUUGAUCUUUAACGUAAUACAGUGCAAAAUGGUGUCCGCAAAGUUGUUCUUCGUUGCCUCAAUUCUUGUCACAUCAUUGCUCACCGCAAAUGCCGGAUUGUUGGACUAUGUUUACCCCGCACUUAUGACCGCGUUCUACAGUCAAGUGCCAACUAAGGAGGGCUAUCGAUUCAAGCAGGAGGACCCAAAUGGCAGUUCACGUGAGGAAAUUGGCGUUAUUAUGAAUCCAGAUACGCCGGAUGAGGAAUUGGUGAUAAUGGGCAUGUACAAGGUGUAUGACGAGAAAACCGAUACCGAGACGAUAACGAUGUAUACAGCCGAUAAAAAUGGUUAUCAACCGCGUUUUAAAUUGAAGAAUCGUAAACUAAGUUCCAAGCUCUUAAUGACGUCGACUGGUUAAGCGAAGAAACUGUGAGAAACCAUAUAUAAUUGUUAUUGCAUGGAUGCAAAUGGAAAUUAAAAUAGUUACAGAUGAUUAUAAAUACAACAACUAAGUUAGUGCUACUAACCAAUAACAGUUAUGAAAA